Auanema sp. JU1783 is the source of this 1653-nucleotide messenger RNA. The record is from the annotation of a GenBank genome assembly. Lineage: Eukaryota; Metazoa; Nematoda; Chromadorea; Rhabditida; Rhabditidae.
AUGAAGAGCAGUAAUUUACUUUUAAAUAGUACCAGGCUUUUCGUAACAAAAUAUUUUCCCCAUAGGCUUUCAAGCUCAACUGCUACUUCGUCGCAGACGAGGAAGUCUCGUUUAAAAGAUGGACCAGGUCUUAAAGACUUUAUUAUUGCUGAUCAGGAGCGAAAAAGAUUAAAGAAAGUUUCUCCGUCAGUUGAAGAAACAGAAACCUACUUAAAACCUGAAGAUUAUAACGGAGGAGGCAGAAAAGUUAAGUUCGUAACAUAUGGAUGUCAAAUGAAUGUGAACGAUAUGGAAAUCGUUAGAUCAUUGUUGUUUCAGAAUGAUUAUCAAGAAACAAAUGAUGAGCAAUCAGCUGACGUAGUUCUCUUGAUGACUUGUUCCAUAAGGGAAGGUGCCGAAGAGAAAGUGUGGAGAGAAUUAAAAAAGAUAAAACGAAAUGCUUCUCGCUCUCAGGUUGUCGGGGUCUUGGGUUGCAUGGCGGAAAAUGUUAAACACUCAUUAUUUAAAAGGAAAGGAUUAAUUGAUGUUGUUGCUGGUCCUGACUCGUAUAAAGAUUUGGCUCGUUUAUUAGCUGUAGCCCGGUCAGGUACUAAUGCCAUUAAUGUCCAGCUCUCCCUCGAAGAGACUUAUGCUGAUGUAGCACCUGUCAGAGUAGACCAAAACACUCGAACAGCAUUCGUAUCCAUAAUGAGAGGCUGUGAUAAUAUGUGCAGCUUUUGCGUGGUACCCUUCACGCGUGGAAGAGAGCGAAGUCGUCCCAUCGACUCUAUAUUAGAGGAGGUUAGACGUCUAAGUGAUGAGGGUUACAAACAGAUCACCUUAUUGGGCCAAAAUGUUAACAGUUAUCGUGACAAUUCCGAGUCAAUACACAGUAUGCUCAGCUCGUCAGGGCGAGUUCCUGGUUUCAACACAGUCUACAAACCGAAGCAAGGAGGAAGAUCAUUUGCUAUGUUGUUAGAAAAAGUAUCCGAGAUCGAUCCUGAAAUGAGGAUUCGCUUCACGUCCCCACAUCCCAAAGAUUUCCCAUUAGAGGUGAUUGAACUAAUUAGAGAACGUCCCAAUAUAUGUAAUCAACUUCACAUGCCCGCACAAAGUGGUGAUAAUGAAACUCUGGAACAAAUGGGCAGAGGGUACACCCGAGAAGCGUAUUUGAAACUGGUUGAAGAUGUUCGUAGUUUACUACCGGAUGUUUUCAUCACAAGCGAUUUCAUCGCUGGGUUUUGUGGAGAGACAGAAGAGGCUCAUAAAAGAACACUUGAUCUUAUGAAAGCUGUCGAGUAUUCAUUCUGCUAUGUUUUUCCUUAUAGCUUACGAGGGAAAACAAGAGCUCAUCACAGAUUAACUGAUGAUGUUCAUCCGGACGUUAAAAAAAGGCGACAUCAAGAACUGGCUUCUGUAUUCCGCGAAACAUCGUUAAAGUUUCAUUCUCGUCUGGUCGGCACUAAUCAAUUAGUUCUUGUCGAAGGGGAAUCGAAACGAUCUGAUAAGUUCAUGCAAGGACGAUGUGAUGGAGGAACAAAAGUUAUUUUCAACAGGACGGAUAAUAUAAACGUAGGAGAUUAUGUUAGUGUACAGAUCGAAAACUGCUCAUCUCAGACUAUGAGUGGCUCAUUUCUAGGUAGAACAACGCUGACUGAGUUCAGCAAAGCAUAG